Messenger RNA from Penicillium bovifimosum, 408 nucleotides. RefSeq names its product cupin domain-containing protein. NCBI's taxonomy places the organism in Eukaryota, Fungi, Ascomycota, Eurotiomycetes, Eurotiales, Aspergillaceae. The record is from RefSeq and is a predicted model, not a curated record. The transcript has a single exon. Bases 1 to 408 code for a protein of 135 amino acids.
AUGCAACACACUAACCUGGGCUGCUUCAGGCGACCUCUCACGGUACCUUCACUCAUUUACCAAAACAAGCUCCCUAACUGCCCGGGUAAAUCCCAGGUUGGUCUCAUCGUGGACUUUCCUCCAAACGCCGCUACGCCCCCACAUCGUCACGCCGGAGCAUCUGUCUCGGCCUACGUGCUGAAAGGCACCAUCAUCAACAAGAUGAAUGACGAACCAACGCGCGUCAUCGAAGCUGGAGGGACCUUCUUUGAGGCCCCAGGAUGCCACCAUAAAAUAAGUGACAACUACAGCAAUUCUGAACCGGCUCAGCUGCUCGUGAGUUUGGUAGUGGACACGGAGGUGCUUGAGAAGGGCGGUCCCGCAGCGUUGACUGUGAUUGACCCCGAGUACAGGGACAUCCUUGGGUAG